CCCCGACUUCAUUAAUCAAAAGACAAACGGAGUAACAAAGCCUUCCCACAGCCUUUUCACGUCCACUACUACUACGAGGAAAAAAUAAAAUCAAAAUAACGGCGAAUUGGGCGUAUGACGUCUCACGCGCCGCCGCAAGCUCAUCCAGACGCCGGGGAGGAGAGAAUGGUGACCAGAAAGCACAAGGCGGCGGAGAAACAGCCGGCGCCGCCGAAGAAGCCGAGAACCCAAAAGGACGGCGAUGGCGUCGAAGCCGACAUGGGAGCGGUCGAGUUUCAGAAGUUCUGCAAGGCCACGAGUGAUCAUCUCUCUGUCCAACAAAUGCGGGAAAUACUCCAAGUGAACGGCCAGGAUUACUCCUCCUGCUCUGAGGAUGAUCUUGUCAAAAGAUGCCAAGAGAUUAUGUUCUAUGGUCCAUUGGAGAAGUGUCUGAUUUGCGGAGGCGCGUUGGAGUGUGGAGGUGACGGAGUGUACCACUGCAAAGGAGAUUUCUCGGAAUGGUCUGCCUGCGUUUACACCACCAAAGACCCUCCAAGAACAAAAGAACUAUUAAGCAUUCCUGAAUCCGUCAAGAAAACGCCAGCAAUCUCAGAUAUCAUCAAGAAACAUGAGUACCAUAAAGGGGGGCCGGAGAAAGAAGUUGCAUCAAUUAAGCCUCUCAGCGGUAUGAUGAUUUCGCUCUCUGGCCGUCUUACCCGAACCCAUCAAUACUGGAAAUCUCAGAUCGAAAAGAACGGAGGACAAGUGGCAAAUUCUGUCAUUGGGGUGUCUUGUUUGGUUGUCUCUCCCGCAGAGCGAGAACGAGGUGGCUCAUCAAAAGUAGCCGAAGCAGUGGAGAGGGGCAUACCUGUAGUAAGAGAGGCUUGGUUGGUAGAUAGCAUUGAGAAAUGGGAAGCCCAGCCGCUAGACGCUUAUGAUGUUAUGAGCGACAUUGCCAUUGAAGGUCGAGGAAUUCCCUUAGACAAGCAGGACAGCAGUGCAGAGGCACUUGAAACCAUUACAGCAGAGCUUAAGGUGUUUGGGAAGAGGGGUGUGCACAAGGACACCAAGUUGCAGGAUGAAGGUGGAAGGAUACUUGAAAGGGAUGGACUGCUCUAUAAUUGUGCCCUUGCCCUUUGUGAUCAAGGAAGACAGCUCAACGAGUUAUGCAUUAUGCAACUUAUUGUGGACCCGGAGAAGCGUUUACACAUGUACUAUAGGAGGGGCAGAGUGGGUGACAUUGCCCGCGUAGAUGACAAACUCAAGGAGUGGGAAAAUGAAGAUGAAGCUGUCAAAGAGUUUGCUAAGAUAUUUGAAGAUCUUACCGGAAAUGAGUUUGAGUCCUGGGAGAGGGAGAAGAAAAUCCAGAAGAAAUCACACAAGUUUUUCCCUCUUGAUGUGGCUGAUGGAGUAGAAGUUAGGCAUGGAGGGCUUGGGCUUAGGCAACUUGGAGUUGCAGCUGCACACAGCAAGCUUGAUCCAAUGGUAGCAAAUCUUAUGAAAGUCCUCUGCAGCCAAGAAAUCUAUAGGUAUGCGUUAAUGGAGAUGGGGCAUGACUACCCCGAAGUACCAAUAGGGAUGCUUUCAGACACGCAUUUGAAAACAUGUGAGGACACACUAUUGCACUAUGUGGAGAGGUUAAAAGCGGAAAAGGGAAGUGAACAUGAACGCGAUGCGGCGUGGGCAGAAUUUAGCAAUAAAUGGUUCACCCUUAUGCCAUCUACUAGGCCAUUCCGCCUAAGAGAUCUUGAAGACAUUGCUGAUCAUGUUGCAUCUACAUUUGAGACUGUAAGAGACAUCAAUGUUGCCUCUCGCCUUAUAGAGGACAUGUCGGGUUCGACCAUCGAUGAUCCCCUCUUUGACCGGUACAAGAAGUUGGGGUGCUCUAUUUCACCCUUGGAGAAAGAUUCCGAUGACUACAAAAUGAUAGUGAAAUACUUGGGUAAAACUUAUGAGCCAGUCACUGUUGGAGAUAUAAGUUAUGGAGUGUCGGUUGAGAACAUCUUUGCCGUGGAACCGAGCGCUUGCCCCUCUCUCAAUGACAUGAAGAAAUUGCCCAACAAAGUUUUGCUCUGGUGUGGCACCCGGAGCUCGAAUCUUUUGAGGCACUUGCAGAAGGGGUUUCUUCCCUCGGCUUGUUCACUUCCUGUUCCGGGCUACAUGUUUGGCAAAGCAGUUGUGUGCUCAGAUGCUGCAGCAGAAGCUGCAAGGUAUGGUUUCACCGCGGUUGACAGGCCAGAAGGCUUCUUGCUUUUAGCUGUGGCUUCAAUGGGUGAUGACAUCCAAGAGUUCUCAAGUCCACCCGAGGAUACUAAACCCUUAGAGGAAAAGAAUAUUGGGGCGAAAUGCCACGGGAGGAAGAAGACAGACGAGUCGGAGCAUUUUGUUUGGAGGGAUGGUAUCAAAGUGCCUUGCGGCCGCCUGGUUGAAUCAGGCCACAAGGAUAGUCCGCUGAGCUUUAAUGAGUAUGCUGUCUUUGAUCCACAACAGGUGAGCAUUAGGUUCUUGGUGGCUGUCAAAUAUGAAGAGCAAGACGUGGAAUAUGACGAGGCCGAGGCUUCUUGAACUCGAAGACGAUGACACGAACCCAUGUAUAUAUUUUUGCCUAAUCUCUCAACUUGCUACCCUUAAAAUGGUUGUAUGAUAUUUCCUUAGCUUAGUUAGGUUAACCAAGCUCUAACAUGUUUGGUGUCAAGGAGGAGGCAGACUUGUUGCUUUUUUCCAAUGUGCAUAGGGCAUCAUAUUUUGUUCAUGAGAUGCCCUUACUUACAGCUUCCCCUUUUAAUAAUGAAACCAUCCAUCU
Messenger RNA from Cuscuta campestris, 2782 nucleotides. NCBI's taxonomy places the organism in Eukaryota, Viridiplantae, Streptophyta, Magnoliopsida, Solanales, Convolvulaceae. The record is from the annotation of a GenBank genome assembly.